AAAACCACACUAUUGAAAUGUUUGGCUUAUCUUAUUCCUUAUACUCAUGGAGAAUGUACUUUGGAUGAUAACAAUACUGUUGCUUCACUUGGUGUGCCGAUUUGGAGAACGCGUGUCAUGUAUGUGCCUCAAACCCCUGUUGAUCAUCCUGGGACUCCAAAUGAUCUCUUUCAAAAGGUUUGUUCCUUUUCAAGUCUUAAAAAAAGAUCGGAUUUUGAUGAUCCCAUUGAAAUAGCAAGACAAUGGGAUUUAUCUGAUGACCAUUUUGCAGAAAACUGGAGUAAUUUGUCUGGUGGGGAAAUGCAACGAUGUACACUGGCCAUUGCUUUGGCAUUGAAUCCGGAUAUUUUAUUAUUAGAUGAACCGACAUCUGCUCUUGAUACCGAUACCAUUGCCAAGGUGGAGGAAACAUUGAAAACAAGAACCUGCAUAUGGAUUACUCAUGAUCCUGGACAACAACAACGUGUCGGUACAAGCACCCUU
Molecule: messenger RNA, 483 nt
Organism: Halteromyces radiatus
Lineage: Eukaryota; Fungi; Mucoromycota; Mucoromycetes; Mucorales; Cunninghamellaceae
Product: P-loop containing nucleoside triphosphate hydrolase protein
Exons: 3
Molecular function (GO): ATP hydrolysis activity; ATP binding
Source: RefSeq, a predicted model, not a curated record